AGGGUUCGAACAGUCAUUUUUUAUUUGUUAUAGGACAAGUUGAAUGUGGUGAGUGCUGCAAAAUAUACAAUAUCCUGAACAGUAAUACCAAAGAAACCUGGUGCAGUGACUAUUGCUGUAAAGCAUUAGGGACCACUUACUGCUGCAGUGAGAGCUACUUACAGGCACCGGAAGAAGACCGACUUCCGUUUUGUGCUGCGUGGUUCAGCGAUUUUGUGUGGGUACCCAUCAUAGUGGUAAUCGGCAUUGUUGCGCUGUGCGUGGGUUGCUGUAUCUGCUGUUGCAGGAGCAGGGGUGGUCGAGGAACCGUCAUAAUCCAAGGGCAACCAACAGGUGGUACGACCGUGGUUUCUUCUCAGCAGACGGUGAUGCACCCGAUGGCUGCACCCUCCCCGUACCCUGUUGUCGCCCCGUCGCCAUACAACGCAGGAUAUGACCAGCAUUGACCCAGAAAUUGCAGUGUGCUUAUGUUGAAGUAAUUUCUAUGCUUAAGAACCUAUGACCCGCUGCAAAGGGAGUUAACUCGAAAAUUAUUCCUUUAGCAUCCUCGGAGAUGCAAUUUUGAUAUUUCAAAAAUUGUAAUAAAUACAUGAUAUAUAUACAAAAUUUGAUUGAAAAUUCUUUAUCUCCUUUAUUAUUUUUUUUUUUUGGAAAUUGUAAUCGAAAAAAUUCUAUUUAAGUAAACAGAGGGGUUUUUUUCUCUGGAGAUUUUUCUGACUUUUUAUUCUGUUUCAUGUAUAUUUUCACUUGAUUUGUUGCAACAUUCAAGUCGUAAUUAUCAAAGACUAACUUUAUAAAUAAUGGUCUUGUUAAUUCAUAAUUUUGUAUAAUGUAUUUACAUUCAUUUUCUGCUAAUUUACUUUAAUUAAAUCCUUUUCAGUACAUAAUUCAGAGAUAUUUUAUUGGAAAUCAUCAAUAUUGUCUUCAUAAAGUAUAAUGAGAUUAACCUUGUCAUAACAUUCUUGUGUACAUU
Messenger RNA from Saccostrea cuccullata (small rock oyster), 973 nucleotides. RefSeq lists its product as uncharacterized. The record is from RefSeq and is a predicted model, not a curated record. Lineage: Eukaryota; Metazoa; Mollusca; Bivalvia; Ostreida; Ostreidae. The annotation marks the transcript as partial. The transcript is spliced from 3 exons.